AAAUAUUUAGAGGAAACUUUUAUGACGAUAAAGACAGGAAUAUUACAAGUUUUUGGACUACGCCCAGUAAUCAUGUCACGUCCAUAUUGUCUGAUUGUGGUGAUGCUGUUUGCUUUUCAUGCAAAAAUACCGUUUGCAGAUGCAGCAUUUUUCUACAAGGCUCCCAGUAACGUCACUGUGAUCGCUGGUAACGCUUUCAACGUAAGCUGUGGAAUAGCAAAUGUAUCAGAUACUGAUAUUCUUGUUUGGGUUCGAUUCCCACAAAAUAAACCUGUUAUUAUGAGUUUUGGUAAAUAUGCGUACACCUAUGAAAAGAAAAAGCCUGAAGUAUCGAUAACCCCUGAAUACAUGCUAAAAGUGAUUAACGCGGAUAUUUCUGAUGAAGGUGUUUACCAAUGCGGAGUCAUGAGUAAGGGAUCGUACACCCCGUUUGCAAAUGCAACAGUAACAGUGCUGCAAGUAGCAUCAACCAUGAUGCCUUGGCCGCCAACGCUCCAUUCGGCAACGCCUCAACCGUCAACGCUUCGGACGAAAACGUCUCGACCACUUACAAAUUCGCCGACACCUUAUCAGUCCGUUAAAGAAAGUAACACCGUUGAGCCGACUAACUUUGCUACAUACCCAAUAGACCUAUCAACCAACCUGCCAUCAACAGUCAUUGUAACUACGACAAGCGGACAGGUUAUUAUUUGUAAUUGUGGCGUUUUGUUUUAUGCAAUUCUUGCCUUUGGCCUGGUUUUGGUUUAAUUAGCAGUAAUUUUUUAGGACAUUUAAUCACAAGUUCCAAUGAAGUGAUAUUUGACUAUAGAAGAUGUUUACUUCACGAUUCAUAUUUUUGUCAGGUUGCUGUAGAUCACUAUGAAUAUUCAUCUUGUCCAUGGGACAGGAAUCUGUAUCUUGUACAGGGGGACAUGUUCCCUUUUUGCCUACCAUACCCUGUUGAGAGAAUAAACAUUAUGAAAUUAUGAAAUUGAAAAUACUAUAUGAAUAAUAAUAAUACUAUGAAAUACUAUAAAUAUUCAUAACUUUGCAUGUUCAUGUGCUGUUUUUUUUUUUCAAUUCUUCAUUCACUGUUUUUCCCGCACGAUGGGGAAUUAAUAAGAACAUAAUUGUUUUCAAAAAAGGAAAUGUCUCUUAGAUCUGACGAUAUACAAUGAAUGUCAGGACUUCUGUAUGUUUACUGUUUUAAAUUGUGAAAUGUUAUGGACAAGGUAAAUGUUGAUGUAUCGCUCUUGGUAAAAUUUGUUAUCGGUCCCGCAGAAAUAAAAGCGGGGAUCCUCAUAAUUUUAACAAAGAAGUAUUCAACCAUCAACAUUCUAACAGUAAAAUGUUACUGUCUUAGCUGAUUGGAUUAACAGUACAAGUUGGGUGUAGUUCACCAACAAGAUCUGUUUCUGUGGAUAUAAUAUUAUACGACAUGUUGUUUAUGUCAGAAUUGGCCUAAAUAAGUAGUGUCAAUGUUUAGGUUAUAUAAGCAGCUAUUGAUCAAAACAGUUCACUAUCUUAUUUGGGACCGAUUGGCAAAUUUGGGAUUAUCUCGAGGUUAGGUAUCCAAGUUUCUAUUAAAUACCCCUAAUUAUUACAAUUAUAUUGAAAUUUGUACCCUGCAAAGUGUUCAUGUGCAUUAGAUGUGUUCAUGCAGCAAAAUGGAAUUUUUCCAUAGGCAUCGUUCCAAUGGCUGGGAAUAAAUGUGGAGAAGCGCUCUGAGAUUGUAUAGAGUGCUAUAUAAAGGCCUACAUAUUAUUAUUAUUAUUAUUAUUAUUAUUAUUAUUAUUAUUAUUAUUAUUAUUAUUAUUAUUAUUAUUAUUAUUAUCAUUAUUACUUCUAUUAUUAGUAAAAGGUAAUAAACCUAAUAUUCCUAAAUUUGACGUUGAUAUUCUUAAAUCAAUUGCACUGGAGAACACACACUCAUUCUACAAGAAAUUCGGAAUCAUAGAUGCUAUAGAAAUAAGAAACAAAUAUCCUCGAGAUUAAUGAUUGCAUAUAGAUUUAAGGAUAAAUAUUAUAAACAUGUUUUUAAUGCAUAAAUUAAUUUUAAUAUAAUUUAUAUGUGUAGUAUACAUGAUAUAGAUUCCUGGUUCUUAAUUAAUUUAUUUGAAGGGCCAAAUUAUUUUUGGAUUUGAUGUCGCAUUAGACAUUUUUCCCUUCAUAUGGGCGCAUUAUUGUAUGUUUUAGAAUAUAGAAAACUUGAAUUUUAUGUAAUGUACAAAUAUGAAAAGUUGUUGAAUCUGUAUAGGCCCUAUUAUAAAGAGUAACAAUAAAUGGAAUUUAGCCAUCAAAAAAAAAAAAAAAAAAAAAAAAAAAAAAAAA
Molecule: messenger RNA, 2310 nt
Organism: Anneissia japonica
Lineage: Eukaryota; Metazoa; Echinodermata; Crinoidea; Comatulida; Comatulidae
Exons: 2
Coding region: 22-747 (241 amino acids)
Source: RefSeq, a predicted model, not a curated record